Messenger RNA from Olea europaea var. sylvestris, 2169 nucleotides. Its product is annotated as probable WRKY transcription factor 35. The record is from RefSeq and is a predicted model, not a curated record. Gene Ontology annotation, cellular component: nucleus. Gene Ontology annotation, biological process: regulation of DNA-templated transcription. Bases 287 to 1615 code for a protein of 442 amino acids. Gene Ontology annotation, molecular function: transcription cis-regulatory region binding; DNA-binding transcription factor activity. NCBI's taxonomy places the organism in Eukaryota, Viridiplantae, Streptophyta, Magnoliopsida, Lamiales, Oleaceae. The transcript is spliced from 3 exons.
UAUAAAAAAAUCGACCAGCUCAAAACCCUAUUAGAUUAACAAUUUGUUGCGUAUGGAGAAGAUCAGUUUUAUAUCAAAAGUCAGCGAUUUCCCCGCUCUCCCUGUCUUCCUCAAAGUUUGCCUGUUUCAAUUCUUAGAAUAAAUUUUUAAUCUUGAAAUAACUUCUUCUUGUUCAGAACCAAAUCAAGAACCUUAAAAUACGUAAAAACUGCAUGUUCUUUACUUCUGUUUGGUGUAAUAUAAUCCGAACUGAAGAGCCUACCAAGACUGCGUUGUGCUAAGUAUCAUGAGCAGUCAUUUCUUAGAGAGAAUGGAUAAUUAUCAAGGUGAUUUAGAUGAUAUAAUUCGAGCUGGCGGCGGCGGAGGUGGUAGCAUAGGGAGCAACAUCUCUACUGCAGUUCCGGCGCUUCCGGCAGACUGGCAGUUUCCGAGCAAUCCCGUUAAUUAUUCUUCAGGAAUCGAAGAGCUAUCCGAUUAUUUUGGGCAUCCAUUUUCUAACAUGAGAGAUCCAUUUCUACAUGAUAUAGAUACAACUGUGUCAGGGUUCUUCAACAACUCAAAUAAUUCUAUAGCUACUGGAAAUCAAGCGUCUGGUGGUCGUGAUGAUGGGGGUGAUAUCGUUCUUGGUAACAAAAUUCUAGACGAAGAGAGGAAAACUAGACCCCCCAAUAUGUUCUCAAGGAUGCUCCAGAUCUCUCCGAAUGAAAAGUUGCUGGUAUUCCCUCGCAGUUCUCCGUCGGUGGCUGCCGCUUCUCAUGGAGGAUUGAAGGCCCCCGCAGCAGCUGGUUCAGUAUCUAAUGAUCACAUGAUUUCUCCAAAUAGCUCCAAAAGUUGCUUAGUAGAAAGCCCUGGUGUUCAGAUCUCGCCUCCGCGAAACACGGGUAUCAAACGAAGGAAGAGUCAGGCAAAAAAAGUAGUUUGUAUACCGGCUCCGGCGCCUGCGAACAGCCGCCCUGGUGGCGGUGGAGAAGUUGUUCCAUCUGAUCUAUGGGCAUGGAGAAAGUAUGGACAGAAACCUAUUAAAGGUUCUCCUUAUCCAAGGGGUUACUAUAGAUGCAGUAGUUCAAAGGGUUGUUCAGCAAGAAAGCAAGUCGAACGGAGCCGGACCGACCCGACUAUGCUGGUAAUCACCUACACUUCUGAGCACAACCAUCCAUGGCCGACACAGAGAAAUGCUUUAGCUGGCUCCGCAAGAUCCCAGCCAUCCAAGAACAAUAACCCAGCUUCAAAGACUUCACCCAAUUCUCAGUCCCAGAGGGGUAAAAACCCGAGAGACAAAGAUAUCCAAAAUAAUACAGAAAAUGUAAUUCCAUCGCCCAUGGAUGUGAAAAAUGAAGAUCUUGAUAACCAGUUAGAAAUGGAUGGUGCAGAAUUAAAUGAAGGGUUUUCUUCCCAGAGUUAUAAACCGGCUUUGUCGGGAUCAAACCAGUCUGAAGAUCUGUUUGCAGAUUUGGGAGAAAUAGAAGCUGGUCCUUUGGACCUUUUAUUCAUGGAUGGAUUUUCAGGAGAUGAAGGGGGAGACAACAAGGCAUUGGAUCCAUUCAGUUUCUAUGAUUGGUCAAGAAACAACAAUAAUAACCAAGCAUUAUACGAAGAACCGAAGAGAGAUUCUUGACGACAACAUCCUUGCACGACAGUUUGAUUAGCUGGAGUUUCAUUCAAUCUUUUCUAGUCAAGUUUUUACCAGAAAAAAAGAUUUAGGAGAUGAGGUAACUCAAGAGAGUGAUAUAUUAGUGGAUUGGGAGCAGACCCCACGAGUAAUUCCUUUCCAUAUUAGUGGAUUGGACAGAAAGCUGAGAAGCAGAAGGUUUCGACAGUUAAAAGAAGUACAUCUUUCAGACAUGACUGGAAAGCUCAAGGAGGGAUUGAUGUUGAAAAAGACUUCCAUUUUUCAAGUGGGAAAAAUAUUCAAGCAUGACACUUUAAUCAUGAGAGUUUACCAGAAAGAAACCAUGAUUUAUAUGUUGUAUUAAUACCUUAGAAGUCAGGGAAAAGAUUGUUAAAAUACUGGUAAAUUAAGUUUGACGUUUCUUACAUGACAAGGCAAUAUAUAUGUACAAGCUUUGGGUUCCUCGGCUUUCUGUUUUUCAUUGCACGUUGUGUUCUCUUGGAAACUUAGUAUACAAAUAUUUAACCAUUGUAAUGUGAAACUAUUUGAAAAGAUUUUUA